Molecule: messenger RNA, 2310 nt
Organism: Megalops cyprinoides (Indo-Pacific tarpon)
Lineage: Eukaryota; Metazoa; Chordata; Actinopteri; Elopiformes; Megalopidae
Gene: adgra1a
Product: adhesion G protein-coupled receptor A1a
Exons: 7
Coding region: 517-2289 (590 amino acids)
Biological process (GO): G protein-coupled receptor signaling pathway; cell surface receptor signaling pathway
Cellular component (GO): postsynaptic density; glutamatergic synapse; plasma membrane
Molecular function (GO): G protein-coupled receptor activity
Source: RefSeq, a predicted model, not a curated record
UGUAGCGAAAGGAGGAAACGCAUCACUUGUGUUUUACAUGGGUUAAAAAAUGAGCGCGGCUCUGGCAAAUGGUAUUUUUAUUCAUUCUCUCUCCUUUAUUUCCUCUGUCUAAAACAGAAAGAGCUUCUUCUAUAGAUCUGCCGCUGGCGGAUUCUCCCAGCUGCCCACAUUGCAAUCUGUUGAUAAUUCCACUCGCCCGCCAGACGCAGUUUAUUGUCUUUGGAGAUGGGAAGGUCUUUCGUUGCACAGGGAAUUCUGCGCAUCCUACAGAUGAUGGGAAACGUAGGCGUUUUUCAACACCAGUUGCAUUUACCAAAUUAGAUGGGUACCGCCUCGGGCGCCUCGCGAAGCCCGUUACCUCCGCUCCCGGGCACUCCGCUGACCCGACUGCAGCCUGUUGGAAUGUUGGCCUUGUAGAUGGACAGCGGGGCCGGAGGGCAGAGCAGAGGCGCGUAACGGCUCUUUGGACAACCUCAUCACCAUCCCUGCUCCCCGAACCGCAACUCCACCGAGCCCAUGGACCUGAAGAGGGCGCUGUCGUUCCCCCCAUACCCCGGGGAAUACCUGCACCCUGUGGUGUAUGCCUGUACAGCUGUGCUGCUGCUGUGCCUGCUUGUGUCCAUCAUCACUUACAUAGUGCAUCAUAGCACCAUCCGCAUCAGCAGGAAGGGGUGGCACGUGCUGAUCAACCUCUGCUUCUACACAGCAGUAACCUUCACCGUGUUCGCUGCAGGCAUCAACCGAAUCAAAUACCCCCUCGUCUGUCAGGCAGUGGGCAUAGCUCUCCACUACUCUUCUCUCUCCACCCUGCUGUGGCUGGGGGUCACAGCCAGAAGUCUUUACCAGCUGGUAACCAAGGUAACCAAGAGGCCUCCCCAAGCCCAGGAUGGGGAUCCACCCAGACAUCCAAAGAGCACGCCCACCAUAAUACGCUUUUACGUGGUGAGCGGGGGCCUCCCGCUCAUCGCCUGUGGAGUCACGGCUGGCAUUGAUAUGGACCAUUAUGGCAGCAGAGAGGAGGCACCAUACUGCUGGAUGUCCUGGGAGCCCAGCCUCGGUGCGUUCUAUGGUCCAGCGGCUUUCAUCGUCGUGGUAACCUGCGUGUACUUCCUGUGCAUCUACGUGCACCUGAAGCGGCACCCUGAGCUCAGGUACGAGCUGCGGCCAAUGACGGAGGAGCAGCAGCGGCUGGCCACAGCCGAGAUGGGCCACUGCCAUGCGGGCGACUCGGGCGAGCCGGGCGACACCGCCCACGCAGGCUGCUCCGCCAUCAACCCCUCCAUGCUGGCCAACGAGCACUCCUACAAGGCCCAGCUGCGCACAGCCGCCUUCAGCCUGCUCCUCUUCCUCGCCACCUGGACCUUCGGUGCGCUGGCUGUGUGGCAGGGCCACUUCCUGGACAUGAUCUUCAGCUGCCUGUACGGCGCCUUUUCCGUGACGCUGGGGCUCUUCCUGCUCAUCCAGCACUGCGCCAAGCGCGAUGACGUCUGGCACCGCUGGUGGUCCUGCUGCCCCGCCCGCCGGCAUGCCGACGCCCCGCCCAAGGUGGACGUGAACGGGGACGUGCACACGCACAGCGAGCUGCACUGCCAGGAGGCGCCGCCCUGUCCGAGCAAGGCGCUGCUGACGCCGCACCUCCACCACACCCCGUCCACCCACUGCAAACUCAGCAACCUGCAGGUGCCCCCGAGCCACUCCCCCUGCUGCGCAGCUGUGCGCAGCCAGCAGCUGCUGGAGGACGAGUCCCGCCCCCUCUCCUCUCCCACCCUGCCCCUGCAGAGCUGUCUGAAGGACAGGACUAAACCCCACUCAUACAGCAGGCCCCGCCCCGGCAGGCUUCGGGAGUACGCCUACCACAUGGCCUCCUCCAGCAUGGACAGCAGCGUGCACAGCUUCCACCUGGACAGCCCGCACAGCGCACACGAGGGACACACCUGCCUCGGCGCACACGAGGGACACACCUGCCACAGCGCGCACGAGGGACACACCUGUCUCAGUAUGUUCCAGGGACACACCUGUCACAGUGAGCUUGAGGGACACCUGUGUCACCUGCAUGCGUGCUGUGCCAAACCUGCCACCGUGGCCGGCACCUGCCACGCUGCGGGCUCAGAGCGCACCGCGGUGUUCAGCUGCAGCAAGACGGCAGACGAGGACGCCCACUCCCUCCUGCAGGAGACAUCCAAUCAGAGCAGGACUCUCACCAGCAGCUCGCAGGAUGACUUCCUGUACAGCUCGGACAGCACAGGUAACAUACGGACUGGGCCCUGGAAGAACGAGACCACCGUGUAGCCCCCCCGGACCCCGCUGUGC